AUGUAAUCAAAUCGUUUUUCAACUUCAACGACUGCCAGUGAAGAUCAUACAAGAGGGCUUCCUUCAUCUAGAACCUCCUAUGAUCCUAAAUAGAACAGCAGUCUUACUCCCAAACUGACUAAAAACGGUAUCUAAGUGCUUAUUGAGUUAGAGGAUAAGGAAAAGUACAAAGAUAGAGACUUGUUCUUUCAGAUUGUAAGCAUUCAGGAAUUCCCUGAAAAUAUCAAGUCCACUCCUAAUAAGCCCUUAGACGCUAACAAAAUAGCUAAUGCAGUUAUAGUAAAGUAUAACAUCAGUGAUGGAGAGCUAUAAACAAGAGCACUAAUGCAAAAUCAGAUACAUGAAAGAAUGACUCCUGAGACUAUUGAGAUCGAUGAAGUCUAAUUUUAAAAGCCAGAGAGUGUAAAUUUGCUAAGUUAAGACGUUCAAGAGUAAUUUAGCUUCGGACCUCACCAAUCCUCCAAACAAGACUCAAAUCACUUCCAGCAAAGCAAAACAAGAGAUUAAUACGUAAAUCAAUCUGAUACAAGCAAACAGCUAAUUAACUUAAAUUAAGCAAGAGUACCUAGCUCAUUAAUUAGCAGCAAAUAAGAAUAGCAAAUUAAUCAAGAUGAUAACUAAAAGAGUAACAAAGGCUUUGAUUGCAUCAAAACUCAUUAAAAGAAUGAGCUACUAUAGAAAAAUAUAAACAGUAACUAUAAUACAAACUAGAUAUAGCAGCAAUAGAAAUAGUAAUCUCAGGGUCUAUCAGAUUAUAUGCCAAUCAAAGCAUUGAAUACAUUCUCUAGAGACUGGAAGAUUUAAGCUAGAAUCGUUUAGAAAUCUGAAAAGAGGCAAACUAGGAAUGGUGGCUCGCUAUUAAAGAUGGAAUUACUUGAUACGUAUGGAACUAUCAUUGAAGCUACAUUUUUUAAUGUUGCUGCCGACUUCUUUGAAGAUAAAUUGCUACUUGGUCGUGUCUAUGACUUUUAUGAUGGAAAUAUCAAGCUAGCCAAUAAGAAAUUCUCCACUGUUAAUAAUGACUUCACUAUUACUUUUGAAAAAAGUUCUUAGAUAAAGGAAGCAGUUGAUAAUGGUAGCAUAAAAAAGAAUAAUGUGGAGUAUAGUUAUAUUAAAGCUAUUGAGAAUCUUAAGUAAGGAAGUAACGUUGACCUCAUAGGUGUGAUUAUAGAUAUAUCGAUGGCAGACUAAAUCAAGCUUAAGAAUAGCAAGUCCAGAACACGUCAAUACAUAACUAUAAUGGAUGAUUCAAUGUGCUCUAUUAGUUUGACUCUUUGGGGUGAUAUCUGCAGCAAGAACGAUAGGCUCCAAAAAGGAGACAUUUUAUCUUUUACAGGUGGAAGAGUUAGUGAUUACGGAGGCAAGUCAGUGAACCUUUCAGAUGAUCAUACCACGAUUCAGUUAAAUCCUGAGGACUGUCCAAAAACGAGGUAACUUAAAAACUGGUAUCAAGGAUUGAUACAAUACGGAGAUGAAUCGCAGCAUAACAUCAAGCAAUUGAGCACUUCUCUCAUUAAGCCUGACAACAGUCUUAACUCAGCUGAAAACCUUCAUAUCAUUGAGGCUAAUUCUUCCAAGCCAAACAAAAACUAACUAAAUUUCAUUUGUGAGAUACAAGCGAAUUUGAAUGAUGAAAAUGAUGUGGACCAGCAUCACUUUUUCUAUCUAAAUGGCUACGUUUCUUAUAUAAAGAACGAUGAUAAGAUUUUUUACAACGCUUGUCCAAAGGAUACCUGCAAGAGAAAAGUUGUUCAAGAAAGUAAUGGAACAUUUCGAUGUGAAGCUUGCAAUAAAAGCUACGACUCAUGCAUCCCUACCUAUAUGAUUUAAGCUAAAAUAACUGACUUUACUGAUUCUAUAUACAUUAACUUUGCUAGAGAACACGGAGCCUCACUGAUGGGUAUGACUGCCUUAGAGUUCAGAGAGUUCAGAAACAGGGCUACUGAAGAAGAGAUAAGCAACUAUUUUGACAAAUUGUUAUUCAAGCAAUUCAACAUCAUGGUUAAAGGGAAGUUUGAAUACUAUAGUGGAGAGAAUAGAAUACGAUUCUUCGCCAUCAAAGUUUAUCCAAUACACGUUCAGACUGAAAAUAAAGCGUUACUAAAAAGGCUUAAAAUGUACAGUCAUGUGUAGCCGAAAGAAGAUGCUGAUGAGUCUUUGUGA
This is a messenger RNA of Stylonychia lemnae, 2163 nucleotides long. Lineage: Eukaryota; Ciliophora; Spirotrichea; Sporadotrichida; Oxytrichidae. The record is from the annotation of a GenBank genome assembly.